AGCAACCAGUCCAGCCUCAGCAACCAGUCCAGCCUCAGCAAACAGUUCAGUCUCAGCAACCAGCACAGUUUCAGCAACCAGUCCCGCCUCAGCAACCAGUCCAGCCUCAGCAACCAGUCCCGCCUCAGCAACCAGUCCAGCCUCAGCUACCAGUCCAGCCUCAUCAACCAGUCCAGCCUCAGCAACCAGUCCAGCAUCAGCAACCAGUCCAGCCUCAGCAACCAUUCCAGCCUCAGCAACCAGUCCAGCCUCAGCAACCAGUCCAACCUCAGCAACCAGUCCAGCCUCAGCAACCAUUCCAGCCUCAGCAUCCAGUCCAGCCUCAGCAACCAGUCCAGCCUCAGCAACCAGUCCAGCCUCAGCAACCAGUCCAGCCUCAGCAACCAUUCCAGCCUCAGCAACCAGUCCAGCCUCAGCAACCAGUCCAGCCUCAGCUACCAGUCCAGCCUCAGCAACCAGUCCAGCCUCAGCAACCAGUCCAGCCUCAGCAACCAGUCCAGCAUCAGCAACCAGUCCAGCCUCAGCAACCAGUCCAGCCUCAGCAACCAUUCCAGCCUCAGCAUCCAGUCCAGCCUCAGCAACCAGUCCAGUCUCAGCAACCAGUCCAGCCAAAGCAACCAGUCCUUCCUCAGCAACCAGUCCAGCCUCAGCAACCAGUUCAUCAUCAGCAACCAGUUCAGCCUCAGCAGCCCAUCCAGCCUCAGCAACCAGUCAAGCCUCAGCAACCAGUACAGCCUCAGCAGGAAUCUGUUCAGCCUGAGCAUUCAAAAUUGUCUUCAGAAGAGCACGCUCAACCUCCCCCUCAACCAUGGAGCUUCCACCACGACCAGUCCCAUGCCCAGGUUCACCAGCCUCAUGAUGCCCAGACGCCAAUUCGAUACCCUGUAUUCCCCCAGUCUCCUCAAUUAACUCCAGAGACUUGGAGUCUUCCACCAAAAUGGCAUCCUCAGCUUCAAAUACCCUCUGCCUUCUUCAAUGAGCUG
This is a messenger RNA of Hyalella azteca, 983 nucleotides long. RefSeq lists its product as uncharacterized. The annotation marks the transcript as partial. The transcript has a single exon. The record is from RefSeq and is a predicted model, not a curated record. NCBI's taxonomy places the organism in Eukaryota, Metazoa, Arthropoda, Malacostraca, Amphipoda, Hyalellidae.